AUGGCCCGCCGCGGCACAAGACUAAGCACCAAGACGGCACCAUCAACGCCCAUCACCACCUCAAGAUCAACCCCAGCCGCAAGAGUCACAAACAAGGACCCGGAAACAAUCUCGUUCCCCUCGCCGACAGACUUCAACGCCUGGCUCCUCACAAACGGCACAACCACCCCGUCGGGCAUAUGGCUCAAGAUUGCGAAGAAGGCCUCGUGCAUCCCGAGCGUCUCGUACGACGAGGCCAUCGACACGGCGCUCUGCCACGGCUGGAUCGACGGACAGCGCAAGGUCCUCGACGGGAACUACUUCGUGCAGCGCUUCACGCCGCGCCGCAGGAACAGCCUUUGGUCGAAGCGCAACGUCGACAAGGCAGCCGCGCUUGUGGCCGCGGGCCGCAUGCACGACACGGGCAUGGCCGAGGUGGAUGCCGCCAGGGCGGAUGGGCGGUGGGACAGCGCGUACGCGGGGCCGGCGACGAUGCAGGUGCCGGCGGACUUUGCGGCCGCGUUGCAAAUGAACCAGAAGGCGGGUGAGGCGUUUGAGCGUUUGGGGAGGAGCGCGAGGUUCCCGUUCUUGUGGAGGGUGACGACGGCCAAGAAGGAGGAGACGCGGCGGAGGAGGAUUGACACGUUCGUGGAGAUGCUGGCUAGGGGGGAGACUCUGACUUGA
Molecule: messenger RNA, 663 nt
Organism: Metarhizium acridum CQMa 102
Lineage: Eukaryota; Fungi; Ascomycota; Sordariomycetes; Hypocreales; Clavicipitaceae
Source: RefSeq, a predicted model, not a curated record